UUCCGCUUCCGGGUGAGGCGGCCGUCAUGUCGGCGCUGGCGGCCAACCCCAACAACCCUGUGGUGUUCUUCGAUGUCACCAUCGGCGGGCAGGAGGUCGGCCGCAUGAAGAUCGAGCUGUUUGCUGAUGUCGUGCCCAAAACCGCGGAGAACUUCAGGCAGUUUUGUACCGGUGAAUUCAGGAAAGACGGUGUCCCCAUAGGUUAUAAAGGAAGCACUUUCCACAGGGUAAUAAAGGAUUUCAUGAUCCAAGGAGGUGACUUUGUAAACGGUGAUGGCACUGGAGUAGCCAGUAUAUAUAGGGGGCCUUUUGCAGAUGAAAACUUCAAGCUGAAACACUCUGCUCCUGGCCUGCUUUCUAUGGCAAACAGUGGCCCAAGCACUAACGGGUGUCAGUUUUUCAUCACGUGCUCCAAGUGUGACUGGUUGGAUGGAAAACACGUUGUGUUCGGUAAAAUCGUUGAUGGGCUGUUGGUAAUGAGAAAAAUUGAAAAUGUGCCCACAGGACCGAAUAACAAACCCAAGCUGCCAGUUGUGAUCUCUCAGUGCGGGGAGAUGUAAAGCAGUGGAGUAGGAACGGGUGCUCCCUUGUGGGUGGAUUGGCCUUUGCCAGCUCCAUGCAGCUCCAGCUCCAGCCAGUUCCCCUGCUGCUCCAGUCCUCCUCACAGACUCCUGAAAUCAUGAAAUAAUUGGCAUAUAUCAUUUUUUUUUAAGUAUGUUGAAAUGUAAAUAAAGGAUUUUGUUAAAUA
Messenger RNA from Lagopus leucura (white-tailed ptarmigan), 748 nucleotides. RefSeq names its product peptidylprolyl isomerase H (gene PPIH). Gene Ontology annotation, cellular component: intracellular membrane-bounded organelle. Gene Ontology annotation, molecular function: peptidyl-prolyl cis-trans isomerase activity. The transcript is spliced from 10 exons. Gene Ontology annotation, biological process: protein peptidyl-prolyl isomerization; protein folding. The record is from RefSeq and is a predicted model, not a curated record. Lineage: Eukaryota; Metazoa; Chordata; Aves; Galliformes; Phasianidae. Bases 27 to 560 code for a protein of 177 amino acids.